This is a messenger RNA of Delphinapterus leucas (beluga whale), 1962 nucleotides long. RefSeq names its product aldehyde dehydrogenase 5 family member A1 (gene ALDH5A1). Lineage: Eukaryota; Metazoa; Chordata; Mammalia; Artiodactyla; Monodontidae. Gene Ontology annotation, molecular function: succinate-semialdehyde dehydrogenase (NAD+) activity. Gene Ontology annotation, cellular component: mitochondrion. The record is from RefSeq and is a predicted model, not a curated record. Gene Ontology annotation, biological process: GABA catabolic process.
CAGGGUUAAGGUCCAGACUGCGCGGAGAUGCAGAGCGAAGAGCGCGGGGAGAGGGCGCUGCUUCGCAUCUCGGCCACCUUCAGCCCGCGUCCGCCGCCACCCGGCGCGUCCCCGCCGCCGCCGCCUUGAUCCCUGCACUCGGGUGCGCACGCUCGCUUGCCUGCUUCCUGCCGCCGCCGCCGCCGCCGCCGCCGCCUGGGCCAUGGCGACCUGUUUUCGGCUGCGGAGCUGCCUGGCCCUGCACCUCCCGCGGACGCCUCCCAGCAGGGUCCUCCGCCCCCGCGCCGACUACCCGGUGGCCCGGAUUCGCGGCUACGCCCGGGGCCCAUUGGGCCUUUCCUCGGCCCUGCUGCGCACCGACGGCUUCGUGGGCGGCAGCUGGCUCUCGGCCGCCGCCACCUUCCCGGUGCACGACCCGGCCAGCGGCGCCGAGCUGGGCUUGGUGGCCGACUGCGGGGUACCCGAGGCCCGCGCCGCCGUGCGUGCCGCCUACGAGGCUUUCUGCAGCUGGAGGGGGGUCUCGGCCAAGGAGAGGAGUUCUUUACUUCGGAAAUGGUACGACUUAAUGAUACAAAAUAAGGAUGACCUUGCCAAGAUAAUCACAGCUGAAAGUGGAAAGCCACUAAAGGAGGCACAGGGAGAAAUUCUCUAUUCUGCAAAUUUCCUGGAGUGGUUUUCAGAGGAAGCCCGCCGCGUUUACGGAGACAUUAUCUACACCCCAGCAAAAGAAAAACGGGCCCUGGUCCUCAAGCAGCCCCUCGGUGUGGCCGCAGUCAUCACUCCAUGGAAUUUCCCCAGCGCCAUGAUCACGAGGAAGGUGGGGGCCGCCCUGGCCGCAGGCUGCACGGUAGUGGUGAAACCUGCCGAGGACACGCCCUUCUCUGCCCUGGCCUUGGCCGUGCUUGCAGACCAGGCUGGAAUUCCUCCGGGUGUAUACAACGUUAUUCCCUGCUCUCAAAAGAAGGCCAAGGAAGUAGGGGAAGCACUUUGCACGGAUCCCCUAGUGUCUAAAAUUUCCUUUACUGGUUCAACAGCCACUGGAAAGGUCCUGUUGCAUCAUGCAGCAAACUCUGUGAAAAGGGUGUCCAUGGAGCUGGGCGGCCAUGCCCCAUUCAUCGUGUUUGACAGUGCCAAUGUUGACCAGGCUGUCGCUGGGGCCAUGGCAUCUAAAUUUAGGAACUCUGGACAGACUUGUGUUUGCUCAAACCGUUUCUUGGUGCAAAGGGGUAUCCAUGAUUCCUUUGUGAAAAAAUUUGCCGAGGCAAUGAAAACAAACCUGCAUGUGGGUAAUGGAUUUGAGGAGAAAACUACUCAAGGCCCGUUAAUUAAUGAGAAAGCUGUAGAAAAGGUAGAGAAACAUGUGAGUGAUGCCAUUUCCAAAGGGGCCACUGUUGUGACAGGUGGGAAGCGACAUCAAGUUGGAAAAAAUUUCUUCCAGCCCACCCUGCUCAGCAACGUCACCCGAGACAUGCUCUGCUCUCAGGAAGAGACUUUUGGGCCCGUGGCACCCGUUAUCAAGUUUGAUACAGAGGAGGAGGCGGUGGCGAUCGCUAACGUGGCCGACGUCGGGCUGGCAGGUUAUUUUUACUCUCAAGACCCAGCCCAGAUCUGGAGGGUGGCGGAGCGGCUAGAAGUCGGCAUGGUUGGUGUUAACGAAGGACUGAUCUCCUCCGUGGAGUGCCCUUUCGGUGGGGUGAAGCAGUCUGGCCUUGGGCGAGAGGGCUCCAAGUAUGGCAUUGACGAGUACCUGGAGCUCAAGUACGUGUGCUUUGGAGGCUUAUAGGAUUCCUUAGUUCUUUAAAAAAUAAGAAAGGAAGCUUCGCCACAUGUAUGGGGACAUGCCAUCCAUUAUUCUAAAUAAGCCCAUAGGGUAUCUGAAUUAGGAAUUAUUAUUUUUUUUUUUGCAGUACGUGGGCUUCCCACUGCUGCGGCCUCUCCCGUUGCGGAGCACGGGCUCCGGAC